Messenger RNA from Aspergillus nidulans FGSC A4, 969 nucleotides. Its product is annotated as SRR1 family protein. Lineage: Eukaryota; Fungi; Ascomycota; Eurotiomycetes; Eurotiales; Aspergillaceae. The transcript has 2 exons. Bases 1 to 969 code for a protein of 322 amino acids. The record is from RefSeq and is a predicted model, not a curated record.
AUGCCCCACACCCGCCGCAAAAAACCGUCCCCCUCGCAGAACAAGCGCCUCCAAGUCACAGACGACUCCGGCUGGACGCACGUCACAACGAACAAACACGCUCGCCGCAUCCGACAGCCGAGCGUAAACCCGAAUUCAGGCUCGAGCUCGACUGGGAACCGCAAUGGUCUAGAGAAAGAUGCCGCGAAAGAAGAAAUAGCCGAGGAACUUGUCCCCGCCGAAGCACCACAAAAGACCACACUGUCCGACCUCCAGCGGCAGCUUGGAUUGUAUAAACAGCGAUGGGAGGAGUCAGUGACCUGGGAUUGUGUUGUUGAGGGCCUCAGGCGCGGGGUGCCCUCCUUGCUGGCGGAGCGUGGAAGCAGCAGCAACAGCGACGGUGACGGCGAAAAAGAGGUCAAGGAUAAAGACGAAAAUCAGAGCAAGAAUGGCAUCUCGAUUAUCUGCAUCGGUCUGGGAAGUCCCAGUGGUUUUCUGCGCGGCGGUUGGGUCGAUCGUCGCGCCGUCUCAAUGUACCAGCUCGCUGCAUUGGCGAGUAUCCUGGAAUGGAUUGGAGAAAGCACCUCGAUGCAGAACCCCAACCCCGGAAUGAGAGCUUACGCGCAAGAUCCCGUCUUCAACACCCACGACGAAACUCUACUCAACGAGCUAAAGAUAACCGUCCUCACGCACCCCGGCGCCUUCCAGAAAGUGACGCCGAAAACCCUCCUUUUUUGUCCUGGGGCAGAACGGCGUCAUAUUGAGCUCCUUCUUGCGCACGAUCCGGCGAUUGUGGUCGGCGGGCCGCUAGAGGAUAUCGAGUCGGAUGUUGUGAGGCGGUUUGUGGAGAGGAGGGAGUCAGUCAGACUGAAGGAGUUUGCGGAGCUUGAGACGGCGUUCUGGGGGAUGAGGAUUUAUUUCCCGCGUUCUGGAGCCGAGAAGCAAGAUAAGGUUUCCAGUAGAAUUCAGGAGGGGGGAGCUGAGGGAUAG